AUGAACUUGACUCAAGAUCAAACUACUGCAAGUUUGCCAAAAGCUUAUAAUCCAUUUAUAGAAUGGUCCACAGAUGUUAGUCAAAAUCAAACUAUAGAAUUGUCUACAGACUUUGUUGAUAAUAAUCC
Molecule: messenger RNA, 128 nt
Organism: Dentiscutata erythropus
Lineage: Eukaryota; Fungi; Glomeromycota; Glomeromycetes; Diversisporales; Gigasporaceae
Source: the annotation of a GenBank genome assembly